UUUUUUUUUUUUUUUUUUAAUUGACCAAACCUCCUGAGCCUGAGAUUUAAAAACUAGAUUUUGCCCCUGGCACACCCCCCGAGAUAAUUAACCAACCAUCACAGCCCACCUUAAUGUGGGCUGCAAGUCUAUCUGCUGCUGCACUAUAAUAAUAGAUGGGAAGUUAAACACACAGGGAAGAAGCCAGUGGAGCCUUAUUGAAGCUGUCAAACAUCACCUGUCUCUCAGUAGCCAUUUUUACUGGGAUGGGACUGCUCUUACUAAUAAAGUGAGCCACAAUGUUGACGAGGCUUUUCAGUGACCCCUCGCUGCUUCCCGAUGUGCAGAAAUACUCGGGCUGGGCGGAGGACAGCGAUGACGAGGAUUCCAAGCUCAAAGAAGAGGACCAGGACACCCAGGAGGACACGGAGGGAUCUGAGCUGAGAGGAAGCAGCCGUACGCACUCCGAGCACGCCGGGGAAGACGACGAGGACGAUGAGGUGGAGGAGGAGGACGACGACGACGGAGAGGAUACAGGGGGGGACAGGCCCAAGAAAAGGGGUCCCAAGAAGCGCAAAAUGACCCCGGCCCGUGUAGAGCGCUCCAAGAUGCGGCGGGUAAAAGCCAAUGCACGGGAGCGGACCCGCAUGCACGACCUGAACUCUGCGCUCGACAAUCUGCGUAAAGUGGUGCCCUGCUACUCCAAAACGCAAAAACUUUCCAAAAUCGAGACACUGCGGUUGGCCAAAAACUAUAUCUGGGCCUUAUCGGAGAUAUUGCGCUCUGGAAAAAGGCCUGACCUUGUGGCUUACGUCCAGACGCUGUGCAAGGGACUCUCCCAGCCCACGACCAACCUGGUGGCGGGGUGCCUGCAGUUGAACUCCCGUAACUUCCUAACCGAACAGCAGUGUCAGGACGGGGGGAGGUACGGGUCCAGCUCCUUCUCCAUGCAUUCCUACCCAUACCAGUGUGCGCGUCUCUCCAGUCCCCACUGCCAGCCGGGUUCGGGCUCAAACUCGCAUCCGCUGAGGACGCACGGCUACUCGGCUUACGAUUCUCUGUACGGUGGGAGCGGAUCUCCAGAGUAUAACAGCCCCGAGUAUGAGGGGCCCCUCAGCCCGCCACUGUGCAUCAAUGGCAACUUUUCCCUGAAGCACCAAGGCUCUGCGUCCCCCGACAACGAGAAGGGGUACCACUACUCUGCUAUGCAUUACUCCGGCCUGCCUGGCUCCAGAAACACCGGGCCCCACAACCUGGUGUUUGGCUCCUCGGGGGCCCGGAGCGGCAUUCACUCUGAAAACGUCCUGCCUUACCACGACAUACACUUACACCACGACAGGGCCCCAGUGUAUGAUGAACUGAACGCGUUUUUUCACAAUUAAAAUGAGAAGCCCAACGUGCGCCCCUUGCAAUCAACAAUCUCUACGGCACACUUUAACAAGAGUCCGCGCCGGGAAACAGACAUUCUUGAGAGAUGUUUUACUCGUUGUCAUUAGUGUUUUCCUUUCAUUUAUUCUGUCUUAACAUUUUUUUUUGCUAUAGUCAGGGAUGUAGUGGAGGGUAAUCAUCUAACCCACAAUCGGAUUUGUGCAACAGAAGUUAUCCAGCUUCUAAACCUGAAAUAAGUCUGUAGAAGGAAAUUUGACAAACUAAGCAUCAUAAUGUCUUUUAAAGUGCGAUUUGUGUUUGUAUCGGUGUCAUUUGGAUGACUGGAAGUUAAAGUUUACCCACUUCUUUAUUUACCACUACAUCACUGGCUACAGCUACACCUUGACAUUGGCGGUGAUUUUCUAAUAUUGUGAAAUUAGAAAUAAAUCAUUGAGCAAAUCGUAUUUACUCGCCUGUACGUGCGAGAUUUGGGAGGUUGUGUUUUUUUUGGAAAUAAUGAAAUAUAAAAAAAGAUUCAGAGGGAAAUGCUGAACCGAUAAUAAAAGAAGUGCUAGUUGGGUUGUUUUAGCAGAGGCUGUUCUUCAAUCAAUCGUUUCGCAUCUAUGCAAAACCCAACGAUAUCACAGAGCGAGGCAGCAAGGCCCAGAAAAACACUGUAUGUUUCAUCAGCACUGUUAAACACUGUUGCGCGCGCACGCACGCACACACACACACACUCACACACAACACACACACACACACACACACACACACACAAACACACCACACACACACACACACACACCACACACACAACACAUCUGACAAGGCUGGGGUUGCCAAAAUGGUUCAACUGCCAAAUAAAUGAAUAUAGCUACAAAAUACGGUGAAAUCCGACAUUUUUCUCAUUUUUUAAAAAACUCUAAUUUAUUUAUAUUACCCUUGUUACAUUGUUCUUCUAAUUGGCCCAUUGCACUGUAUUUUGAUUUCAUAUAAAAUGGUUGGUAUAAUAUUUUCGUUUUGAUUUGCAAUGAUAUGUUAAAUUGGUUAUUAUUAUGAUUACUAUUAUUAUCAUUAUUAUGAUUAUUGCACGUAUUUAUUGUGUUGUUUUUUGUAAUUAAUGUUAGACAUUGGAAAUGAAGGAUCCCAUGUGUUGCUGAGCAUUUUUUUCAUAAAAUUCAAGUCUUUCAACUUUGUAUUCAACCAACUGUGUGGUAAAAUAAAAUGACAAUAAAUGAGA
Molecule: messenger RNA, 2587 nt
Organism: Etheostoma spectabile (orangethroat darter)
Lineage: Eukaryota; Metazoa; Chordata; Actinopteri; Perciformes; Percidae
Product: neurogenic differentiation factor 2
Biological process (GO): nervous system development; positive regulation of transcription by RNA polymerase II; axon development
Cellular component (GO): nucleus
Molecular function (GO): DNA-binding transcription factor activity, RNA polymerase II-specific; protein dimerization activity; E-box binding
Source: RefSeq, a predicted model, not a curated record